This is a messenger RNA of Trichomycterus rosablanca, 3521 nucleotides long. It is a transcript of the gene itih6, whose product is annotated as inter-alpha-trypsin inhibitor heavy chain family member 6. NCBI's taxonomy places the organism in Eukaryota, Metazoa, Chordata, Actinopteri, Siluriformes, Trichomycteridae. Bases 1 to 3354 code for a protein of 1117 amino acids. The transcript has 17 exons. Gene Ontology annotation, molecular function: serine-type endopeptidase inhibitor activity. The record is from RefSeq and is a predicted model, not a curated record. Gene Ontology annotation, biological process: hyaluronan metabolic process.
AUGUCUUACAUGCUGGAGUUAAAGUCAUGGAGCACAGUGUGGGAGAUAGUGCAGGGCCUGUUUACCACACUGAGAUUGAGGCGCCAGAGCAACACAGCUAAACUGGCACUGAAGAUUACAGAUUACCAUGUGCGAUGCAGAGUGAUCUCACGCUAUGCACUCACCACAGUGCAGAGUACAGUGUGGAACCAGCUCCAUUACACCAAGGAAGCAGCCUUUGAAGUGGACCUGCCUUCCUCAGCCUUUAUCUCCAAUUUUACCAUCACAUCUAAUGGUAUAGUCCAUGUAGCUGAAGUAAAGGAGAGAGCAGCUGCCAGGAAGAUUUACGAUGAUGCCAAGAAGAACAGGAGGACGACAGGACUUGUUGCUACCAAGGAGAGAGAGAUUGAAAAGUUUCGGGUAGCUGUCAGCAUUCCUCCUGGAACCCACAUGUCCUUUUCCCUAACCUAUGAGGAGCUGUUGACUCGACGGCAAGGUCGCUACGAGCUGAGGUUGGGUUUGAGGCCAGAGCAGCCGGUGCAGAAUCUCACUGUGGAUGUAACUAUAGCAGAAAGGACUGGAAUCAGCUUUAUCAAAGUGCUACCACUCAGGAUCAGUCGACUGCUUACCAACACUGCUCAAGCUGGGAGUGAAGCUCCCCCGUCCACUCAGGUACAGCAGGAUCAGCACUGUGCUCAUAUUCAUUAUAGACCCACCCUCCAGCAGCAGAAAAACAUGUCCCCCAAAGGAAUCAAUGCAGACUUCAUCAUUCAAUAUGAUGUAGAGCAAAAGGAUCUCAUGGGUGACAUUCAGGUCAAAGAUGGCUACUUUGUUCAUUACUUUUCUCCAAGGGAUCUGCCUGUAAUUUCUAAAGAUGUCGUCUUCGUCAUUGACAUCAGUGGCUCUAUGAUUGGCACUAAAAUUAAACAGACCAAGGCAGCUAUAUCUACUAUCCUGAGUGACCUACGUGAGGGCGACUACUUCAAUCUCAUCACAUUUUCAGAUAAGGUGCAGAUUUGGAAGAAAGACCGAACUGUGCUGGCAACAAAACAGAACAUACGGGAUGCAAAGGAGUUUGUCAGAAAAAUAGUUGCAGAGGGAUGGACAAACAUCAAUGCUGCUCUCCUCUCCGCAGCCCAGCUGAUCAACGCUCCUUUAAGCUCAGCUGAUCACAAAUUUCGCGCACAGCGAGUUCCCAUGAUCAUCUUUCUGACAGAUGGAGAGGCCACAAUUGGAGUGACAGCACAAGAGGUCAUUCUGCGUAAUGCCCAGAAUGCCCUGGGGUCAGCCUCACUCUUUGGUUUGGCAUUCGGGGAUGAUGCAGAUUUCCCUCUAUUAAAACGGUUGGCCCUAGAGAACCGUGGGAUGGCACGGAUGGUUUAUGAGGAUGAUGAUGCCACACUCCAGUUGAAAGGUUUCUAUGAUGAGGUGGCCAGUCCACUGCUGUCAGAUAUCCAGCUGUCUUACAUGAAAGACCAGGCCUACGAUGUUUCACUUGCUCUCUUCCCCAAUUACUUUCAAGGUUCUGAGCUUGUAGUCACCGGAAAGCUUAAAACAGACGUACAGGAUCUCAAAGUUUCAUUGAUGGCAAAGGACUCGAAGAACAAAGUGAAGGUUGAGAGCAAGGUUACACUAGUCAAGGCUGAUGGGAAUGAGACAACAUUACAAGGUUGUACAGGGGAACUAGACGGCAUCUCCAACUUUAUACAUCGCCUCUGGGCCUAUUAUACCAUCAAGGAACUAUUGAUAGCCAAACUCAACAGCACAGAUCCAUUCGCUCAGCGUUUACUAGGUGAAAAGGCCACCAACCUUUCACUUAAAUACAACUUUGUCACACCUGUCACCUCUUUGGUAGUGGUUAAACCAGACAUUGAUGAAUCAGCUCCAACUGCUCCAUCAUCAACUACCACUACAAACAAGCCGAUCAUUACCACUACAGAAAGUGUAACAACGACAGCAACUCAGACCUCAAGCGUUAACCCUAAAACGAUCUCUAAUGCUGAGACAGGAGGAAAAAAGUCCAACUCUGUCUUGCUUCCAAAGUCUGGGAAACCUCUCAUGAAACCCCUUCAACCAAACCCCCCUCCUUCAAACUUGCAUACCACAGGGCACCAAGCGAGCAAAGAUGUAAAACCUGUAUCUACCAAAAGAACUCCGACCUUACUACCCAACAUAUCUAAUAACUCCACUUCUUUCUUGAGCACAGAGACUCCCAAAACCAUGACAACUCCCAGUGUAUUAAAAUCUGCAGACCCGCCUAUGAAGAAACCAGUGUCCUCUUCAAACUCCAAAAACUCCACCACACCUAAUGAUCCUGUUUCACAGCCGGAUUUUCAGGAGGUUCCAUCACCUGAUGAUAUGGGCUCGGAUAUAAAUGUGGCUCUAGAUUUUUCCACCCAUUUGGCUGCCACGUUUGGCCCCAUGCUAUUCAUGACUGAUGCCCCCAUGCCACGGGAAGCUUCUGGUAUUUUAGAUGUUUUGACAGCCAUCCAGUUUGAAGAUGCUGAUCAUGACAAAGAAUAUGAUGUCCCAUAUGACUACGACUAUAGCAUCCAUUAUGAUUCUUCUUCACUUGAUGACACAAACAUAAUCAGUUCUGUUGGAACUUUCUCCUCCUCAGUUGAUGGGGACCCUCAUUUUGUUGUUAAACUCCCAAAAUUAAAGGAAAAUCUGUGUUUUACUGUGGAUGGUGAACCCGAUGAUGUGUUGCAACUUUUAGAGGACCCAAUAAAUGGCAUUACAGUUAACGCUCAUUUGAUGCUGGGUCCUCCUAAACUUGGACUAGAGGACCGCACUCGCACCUUCUUUGACAGCAUAACCAUCAAAACUGGCAAAGCUGACAUCAGGGUCACUGUAACGAUGGACUCAGUGGUCGUGAAAGGAGAGGGUUUUGAAACUCUGCCUACAAAUCAAAAGGGUUCAGUGAUACACCCGGGUUUAAAGAUUGUGCUUGAUGGGCACCAGAACUGUUGGAUCGAACUUAACAAGAAUGUGCUGUUCCUGGUGCUCUUUCAUCAUUAUGUUCACCCCAGCUACUUUCAGAUGGAGCACUUGGGAUUCUACAUAGCUGAUGGCAAGGGGUUAUCUUCUCACACAAAAGGUCUACUAGGUCAGUUCCAGCACAGCACUGUAGAUGUGAUGAGAAUAAAGAACAGGUAUGGUACUGCCUUUCAUCAUGCACAGAUCAGCACCAACUCUCUGGCGCUGGGUUUGCUGAGGAAAGGGGAUGAGCAAAUUCCCACCACUUUGCAAGAUAAGAUCCUGAAGGACACUUUAGGCAAGCGCCAUUCGGCUCUGUGCUGGGUGGUGCCGAAGGUGGAAGUUGAGCGGCUUUUGGGUCAGCCCUACCAAAGCUAUGUUGUGGAUUCCCUUUAAAUACCCGACUAGUACCUUCAACGGUUGGAAAAAUCUUGGGAUUUUGUAUCUACUGAAUCAACGCAGGGUCUACAGGACAAUGGGACACUAUUGUGCACCCUGUUUAGUCAACACUGAUUAAGGCUGUUUAUUCUUAGCAGUCAAAGCUUAGUUAUACAGAAACGCAG